AUGCCCUUUGACGGGGUGUUGCUACCUAGCCGCAUCCUCCUGACGGCCAAGGAGGCUUAUACCUCCCCGUCGGUGAAGCAGUUGCUGGUGGCGGGCGCGGUGACGCUGACCUGCCAGUCAGAGAAGGGACGGCCCAUCUGCGGCCUGGCCACGCGCGCGGCUUUGUUGUGGAAGGAGUUUGACCAGCGCUUCUUUUCCAUCCCCGAUCCAGCCCUGCGAGAGCACACUCUCCACACGGCCCGCGACGAGAUCAAGAGGCGCCUGAACCGGGACUCAGCCCGCCCGUGGUUUGCCGUCGACGCCACCGGCCAUAAUAUCGAGCUGGAGAAUCUGACCUACCGCCAGGUGCUGCGUCGCCUGGUGGCGUUGACCUUUCUGUCCCGCGAGCGAUGGGGCGGCAAGGCGCCCAUUUUCACUAUUCCCAUCUUCCACGCCGCGUCCCCAGAAAUCUCGACUCUUGACUCCUCCUUCGGCCAGGCGCUGGGCGCAGCGGCCGACAAGCCUCUUCACCCCGAGAACAUCCUGCGGCUCUUGCAGUUCUUCCGCCUGCCCAAGCAGAAGCCCGUAUCAUUGAUCCCCCGGCUGGACGAGUACUUUGAGACCUGGUUCAAGAAAGAUCCGUUCUGGCAAGCGGAGGACGUGGAUGCCGUGAUGAAUCUGGAUGCGCAGCGGACAUUCAUUCUUCUCGGACCCGUCCUUAAUCGGUUCAUCCGGGGUCGUGACUGGUAA
Molecule: messenger RNA, 729 nt
Organism: Aspergillus heteromorphus CBS 117.55
Lineage: Eukaryota; Fungi; Ascomycota; Eurotiomycetes; Eurotiales; Aspergillaceae
Product: DUF1729-domain-containing protein
Exons: 2
Coding region: 1-729 (242 amino acids)
Biological process (GO): long-chain fatty acid biosynthetic process
Cellular component (GO): fatty acid synthase complex
Molecular function (GO): enoyl-[acyl-carrier-protein] reductase (NADH) activity
Source: RefSeq, a predicted model, not a curated record